Moneuplotes crassus is the source of this 571-nucleotide messenger RNA. The record is from the annotation of a GenBank genome assembly. Lineage: Eukaryota; Ciliophora; Spirotrichea; Euplotida; Euplotidae.
AUGAAUUAUAGUGACUACAACAGGGAGGAAUCUGAAAGCAUCGGCUCAGAUUCAGAGAAUAGGAUCCCUUCUGAAGAUGAGAACCUCGGGCCUGAAUUAAUCGAGGAAAUUGAACAAGCAUUUAAGAAGAUUGAUAAAGACGGAAAUAAUAAUAAGGAACUUCAAGAGCUGAUAUCUAAUAUUUUCCCACAUUUCCCUCUCCUUCCUGCAGCUGGAUUCCAAGUGACCAAUAAGGAAAUAGAAAAUAUAAUUGAUAACGUCGAUACUAAUGGAAGCGGUGCCAUUCAAAUAGAUGAAUUCAAAAAGGUAAUGAAGAAUAAAAUGCAAGAAAUUGACUUCGAUGAAGAGAUCAUUGAAGCUUUCCGUAUCUUCGACACUGAAGGUGGUUGCAAGAUCACUCUAGCAAAGAUUAAGGAAAUCCUAAAGAAAUCUGAUCCAAAGAUCCCUGAUGAUGAAAUAAACAUCAUCAUCAGAGAAAUCGACAAGCACAAUGACGGCACUUUCCAUUACGAAGAGUAUAUCUCAGAUAACUCUUACUCCUCCAAAAAAAGUAAAGAAAAACUCUAAACUC